Molecule: messenger RNA, 1404 nt
Organism: Brugia pahangi
Lineage: Eukaryota; Metazoa; Nematoda; Chromadorea; Rhabditida; Onchocercidae
Source: the annotation of a GenBank genome assembly
AUGUGGUACGGCAGAUCGCAGGAAGGAGUCCCGCAAUUACAACAGCGACUUGCGUUGGAUGCUGUAUGGGUUGUACCAGGAGAUAUUCGCAAAAAGUAUUUGAAGGAUGAAUUGCGUACUGAUAGAUUAGAAGCUGAAGUAUAUUUAAAGUGGUCAGCAAAUAUUGGUAUUAAAAAUCGAGUAAAAAUUGUGCUUGAAAAUGGAUAUUCAUGUAAUGCACCUGCAUGUUUACUUACUGCAUUCUCGGAUAUCUUUCGCAAACUUAUUUCAGCACAAGCAACACAAGAAACACUUUCAUCGGGUAAAGAAAUCACAGUUCAUUUAAAUGAUAUGCCAAAUAUUACGAAUGCCGGUCUCUAUAAUGUGGUAGCUUUCAUUCAAAGUGGACAAAUCAAAUUUUUAGAAAAUGAAUUGGAGAAUGUUCUAAUAGCAGCUAAUGAUCUUCAAGUGACUUCAUUGGUAUCAUUAAUUUGUGAAGAAAUGACUGAACGCAUAUUAGAAAAUACAUCACCACCAAUUUCAUUACUUUACUCAGCUAUUGCUUGUUUACCUCCACAAUCACAAUAUCGUAAUAUGGUUGUUGAUGGUGCAGCAAUAAAAUUUCAUGAUAUUCUGGCAAGCCCAAAAUUUUCAGAAUUAUCAUUCGAAUUGCUUUACGCACUUCUUUCUUCACCACUAUUACAAGGACCUGAAUGGGUAUUAGAAAUUUAUGAAGCGAUCAUAUUUUGGCUUCAAAAUAAUCCUGAACAUAUUUGUUAUGCGUCAGCUCUUUUGGAUAAUGUUAAUUUCAAGGAAAUUAUUCAUGUGGCUGAUAAUCGUCAAAAAAUAAUGAAGAAAUCAUUGGAGGUGCCAGAUUUGGGACCAAUUGUGCAAGUCUUUUUAAUGGAUGCAGUUUAUGCCAAAUUUAUGGAUGAUUUGGCGUCACCACAAAAUCGCAAUCAACCAUUAUCAUCGCCCAUCUAUACGGUGUCUGGUGCAGAAAAUGCAGUUACACCAACUCCAUUAGGAGGAACAUUAGGAUUAGCACCAUCACCUCUUGGAUCAUAUAUCAUUCCACCUUUUGAUUCGGUAUCAUCUGCUGCAACAACCAAAAGUAUUAGUAAUGAAAUAUCCGUAUCAGUUAACAAAAACUGGCGUCCAGCUCAACAGCUUCCAAUAGGAUCUGCACGUAAUGAUCCGGUACUCACCUACUCAAAUGUUCCUAUUACUACUUCUGCUGCUGCUGCUAGCGAUGAUACUGCUGGUGCUAUUGGCGGUGGUGUAAUGGAGCCAAAAAGUUCAUUUAUUAACAGUUUAUCAGUGAAUAUGCUAAAGAAAGAAUGGAAUAUACGUACCGGUGAUAUGAUCAUAUUAUUUGGUAAAAUUACUUCUGGUCGUCGUUUCGAACUUGAUUCCGAUUCUUGA